Messenger RNA from Heterobasidion irregulare TC 32-1, 1686 nucleotides. RefSeq lists its product as uncharacterized. The coding region runs from base 1 to 1686 and encodes 561 amino acids. Lineage: Eukaryota; Fungi; Basidiomycota; Agaricomycetes; Russulales; Bondarzewiaceae. The record is from RefSeq and is a predicted model, not a curated record. The transcript is spliced from 4 exons.
AUGGUCGCUGCAAUACAGGGUAGUAUCCUGAGCCCACAUAACAGGUAUAAGGGUGCAGCAACCUUGCGGUCCUUGCUGACCCUUCAUACCAGUGGACCUGACUCCCACAACAUAUGGCAACCUAGCGCCAACGUCGCUUUGGCCAACCGUGCCUCUGUGUCUUUGUCCAAUCACUUUACCGACUACGACCUCGCUGCGUUGCUGCUUGCACUCCAAAAAUAUGCUCCCGACUACGAGCUCCUCUCGCGUCAAUGCUAUUGGUACGUGACCAUGAUCUACGAUUUCUUCCACAAGCGCCUCAUCGGCCUUGGCAACGAGGACGGCAAGGAGGUUGAGUACGAUGUCGGCAACUUCAAGGACAAGCCCCCUGAGCCGCCGCUGGGCAAGAUCAAGGAUGAGUUCAAGAAGCAACUUGUCGCGCUGCUGGACGAGAAGGCCCGGGAGGAUCACUCCGCCGCCAAGUGGGUGAGGUCACAGGAGGAGAUGCGAGCGACCAUUGCAUGGGCGGAGGAGGAGGCAGCAGGGAGGGAGAGGGCGGAGGCCAUCGCAAAGGAAGAGGCAGCGGGGAGGGAGAGGGCAGAAGCCGCUGCAAAGGAAGAGGCAGCAGCGAGGGUGGAGGAGGCAGCAGCGAGGGUGGAGGCGGAAGCGGCUGCAAAGGAAGAGGCAGCAGCGAGGGUGGAGGCCGAAGUCGCCGCAAAGCAAGAGGCAGCAGCGAGGGAGAGGGCGGAAGCGGCUGCAAAGGAAGAGGCAGCAGCGAGGGUGGAGGCCGAAGCAGCGGCAAAGGCAGCCGACGCAAGGGCAGAGGCGGCAGAGGCGGCAAAGGCUCUGCUGGACGAUGAGGUUGCCCUCCUCCGGCAGCAGCUCGCGGCCCUGCACCGCACAUUGGCGGGCCGGGGUGGGACUGAAGGAGAUUGCAAGCACAGCCUACGACGUGUGUGCGGCAAGAAUUGUCAGAACGGUGGGUAUUGCGUGUGUGAGCGUGAACGUUGGAUGGAUGAGAUCAAGGGUAAGCACAGGCUGAGCUUGGUGGCGUUGGCGUGGGUGCUAGCAUCUGUGUUUCUCAUGUGCAUGGUGGCUCGGAUUAGCCUCAGAGUCUGUGGUGCGCGCGCAAGUGCCAAUGUCGUUGGGGCAGCAGCAGCAGCAGCAACAUCAGUGAGGCCAGUGUUCAUCUGGGCUCUCCGUGUCACAGUGAUAACCCCCCGCACAGCAGUACUGACCCCCGCACUACACCGCAUUCUUUCCAUUCCCCUUGCUCCCUGCACUCGCCAACCUUAUCAAGCUGCAACCCUUCCUGGUGACCUUGUCUCUUCCCGCACUGAUCUUCUCAGCCUUGACAUGCAUGCUCACCCCGCUUGUCCGCAGGAUGUGCCUCUACGUUGCCGGCACCGAUGCACUCGCCAGCGGCUGCGUUUGUGCGCGUGGCGUGCUACCAGAUGUGCUCAUGUUCGACAGCGCGGUGCCGCAGCCCGACGCACCCCCCAAAAUGUACUCCUCGAAUUCGAGGCCAUGCGCGGACGCACCGCUCCCGCCACUGCAAUAGAUUCUUGCGUCAAGGUGCUGGUCGUCCCAUCCCUGAUGCGCGCCGUGGCUGCUUGCAUAUGCGGGGGAACAUCUAGCCGGGAUUCGCACCUCUCGCCUCUUCAAGUAUAUUUUGUAGAUCUUUCAAGCCUUAGAAUUGUCGUGUAG